AUGGAGGCUUCCAGUGGCUACUCCAACGGCUACCCCAAAGCCCCGAAUGGCAAGAUGAACGGUCAUGCUGCUGUCGUCAAGAGGAGGACUCCUCCCAACAAGAAAGGCCCGACCUUUAUCGGUCGCUCUUUCAGCAUGUUUGCUAGCCUCACUAACAUCCUAUCUCACAGGCUUCUGACCUGGUACUCAAUCAUCUCGAUUCUUUUCCGCUGCCCUGCGACCCUCGAUGCCUGCGACGAGACCUCGCCCAAAAUUUGCAAGCCUUACUUUCAACUGAAACACGCUGUAUCACCCCACCUCGAGCCAUACUACGAUACUUACGCCGCCCCUUACGUCGAGAAGGCAACACCCUACUACAACAUCGCGAAUGAGCGUGUCUUCGUCCCGACCAAGGCCUAUGUUACCAAGUACGGUGCUCCUCGCUUGUCGCAGGCCCAGGCCUACGGCCAGGCAAAAUGGGAUAAGAACGUCCAGCCCCAGCUGGCCGUUUACCAGAAGCUGGCCCAGGAAAAGUACGACCAGACCGUCGCUCCCCACGUCUCCAAGGUUUCUGCCGUCGUAACUCCCUACUACGACAUUGCACGCACCAACGCCCUGCAGACCUACCAUGACGUUCUCCUGCCCUCGUACCGGUUUGUCCAGCCAUACGCUGCUCAGGGCUACGAUGUCGCUUCCGAGUUCACCACCCAGACCGCGGUUCCUACGGCCUACUGGGCAUGGAACAAGACCUUUGCCUUCCUUGACGCCACCGUGUGGCCCCAGGUCCGUGUCUUGUAUGUUGAGAAUGUCGAGCCCCAGCUGGCUAGGAUCGGACAGCGCCUUGGUCGGUACAAGAACAAGACCAAGGGAUCGCUCGAGAACGUCUCCGAAAGUGCUACGGCCAAGGCCUCCUCCUUCACAAAGCCGAUCUCUUCUGCCUCUUCAUCUGCCUCCUCUGCCUCUUCUGUAGCAUCAUCAGUCGCUUCCGAGAAGAUCUCCACGGCCAUCUCAAGCACGCCCAUCCCCAACGCUUCUCAGGUUGCAGACCACAUUGCCCAGGAAAAGUCGGAGCAAGCUGCGGCUCAACCCUCUGGCAAGGAGACGGCCUCGGAAAAGUCUACCCGCGAGACCAUCGAGGAAGACCUGCGCAGCUGGCAGGACAAGUUCGCCAAGGCCGCCGACGAGGGUGCCAGAGAAAUUGAGGACCAAGUUGAGGAGAUUUCUCGACGGGUCAUCAAAGAAAAUGCCGAAGUUCGAGGCAAGGCCCUGAUCAAGGAGCUCGAAGAUACCUUCAAGACCGAAGUGUAUGCUCUGAGGGAGAAGAUCAUCAAGAUCGUCCACAAGUCUGCCGAUGCCCCCUUGGCUGCCCAGGACGAACUGUUCGCAGCUGUGCGAAAAGCUGGGCUGGCUGUAAAGGAAAAGGCACAGAAGAUCCGUGCUUGGAAGGAUGACUACGAGGCCGAAGUCGAGGCUGCCGUCACUCAGGCUGCCGACAGCCACUUUAAGAUUCUCGACAGCAUUAGAGAUCUGGCGCUUCAGAAGAUCGGAAUGAAGUGGGCGUGGAUGGACGGUGUCACUUACAAGGACUGGGCCAAGUACCAUGAGCUGAAGGAUCGUUUUGCCGAGUGGGUGGCCGAUUUGAAGAAGCUGAUCGUCACUCACCCGGGUCUUGAGGAAGCGCGCGAAGCGUCCAACAAGGUCGAGGACCAUGCCAUGGCCGUAGCCCAGUCUGCCGCGAAGGAACUCGCCAGGCUUAAGCAGGUUGGCCUGUGGAAGCUGGCCGCCCACGAUGUCUCGGACGACUUUCACAGUGAAACAACCCGCCUUGCCGCUGAGGCAGCAAAGCAACGUGAAGAAGAGGCCGCUGCCGCCGCCAAGUCUGGCACUUCAACGCCCGAGGAGGACCCUCUGGAGUCCGCUGCCAGUGUGAUCGAGGACGAAUCUCCCGCCACCAACCUCGGCUCCAAUGGUCCAGCCAGCUCCGUCAGCAGUGCUGCCAGCGAACUUAGUGAGAGUCUUACCAGUGCCACUUCCGCCGCGUCCGGGUCAAUCAGCAGCGCAGCAAGCCAAGUCUCUAGCAAGGCGUCCAGCGCUUUGUCCGACAGCUCAUCCAGCACCGCCGAGCAUCCCGACCUGGCAUCCACCAUUCUUCCUGGCGACGAUCAGACCCUCAUCGUUGAUAAUACCGGCACUACUCCCGCCGGUGAUGAGGAAGAUGCUGUCCCCGGUGAGAAGCUGGAAGAGGAGAUCAUCGCGGAGUCUGUGGAGGACAAGCCCGUCUCCGCCGAGACCGAAUCGGUCAAGCCCGCUUUCUUGGGAGUGGCUGCUUCAUCUGUUUCUAGCAAGGGUCCAAUCUUGGACGAGGAUAUCGACGUCGAGAGCAUUUCUGCCCGAGCCAAGGACGCUUACUCCAACGCUGUAUCCCAGGCCUCUGAGCAAUACUCUUCUGCCAAGGCUGCCGUCUCCGCCAAGAUUUAUGGCACCCCUGAGCCUGCGCAACAGAAGGUCUUGGCUUCAGCUUCCGGCGCGUACGCUGCUGCUAUCGCUGCUGCCAGCUCUCGCUUCGAUGAGGCCAUCAAGGCUGCUUCCAAGGGUGUCUACGGAACGCCUACCGCCAAGGCGACACCUUCGUUCGAGUGGGCCAGCGUCGAGUCCAUUGCUGCUCAACGUCUGAACGAGGGACGCCAAUGGGCUGAGCAACAAUACGAGAGCGCCAAGAUUGCGCUUGGCCUGGCCACUGCUACCCCCACUCCUUCUUCUAACGUCGAACGGCUCCUCGAGCAGGCCAAGUACAACUACUACGCUGGCCUGGGAGUUGCCCACGCCCGGUACUCCGAGUUCUUGGCUGCGGCCGGCUCUGCCCUGAGCUCCGCAACAGCUACCUCGACCCCGACCAACAUUGCUGGUACUGCUUCAUCCGUUGCAUCUGUUGCUACUCGCUCAGCCGAUGCCGUUGCGUCUGGCGCACAGAAGGAUGCCCUCUCCGUCGCUUCAGCUGUCAGCGACGGGUUCGAGGCUGCCGCGUCCAUUGUCGGCGACACUGUUUCCGCUGGUGUUCAGGAGGUGGUGGAUGCUGCGCAGGCCAUUGAAAAGGGCGUUUCAGAUACCUGGGAAGCCGUUGUUAACCAAGUCAGCAUUCAGAUCUACGGCAAGCCGACGCCGACCGCAUGGUAUGACAAUGUGUACAGCGGCGCCGGGGAAUACGCCGCUCAGGCUACUGCUGCUGUUGCGGAAAGCCUCGCCGCAGCAUCAGCACAGGCCACGAAGCAGUACGAGGACAUUAGCAAGCUUGUCUCCGAGCUUCUUGUUGGCAAGGAGCCUACCUUCUCCGAGAGUGUUCUGGCUCGUCUUCAGGCUGCUUACGCGACAGGCGCUGCCCAGGCCGCCAGCUUUGCCAGUGCCGCCUCGGCCACUGCUUCUUCCGCUGCCUCUGCUGUUACGGAUGCCGUUAAGGAGACGGUCCAGCAUGUGCGUGACGAGUUGUAA
This is a messenger RNA of Colletotrichum truncatum, 3465 nucleotides long. NCBI's taxonomy places the organism in Eukaryota, Fungi, Ascomycota, Sordariomycetes, Glomerellales, Glomerellaceae. The record is from RefSeq and is a predicted model, not a curated record.